AUGUCAUCAUCACCCUUAUGUCCGUUGCUAAUCGAAAGUCGCGCGCUUAUUGACUCACUUGGCUAUAUAGAUACUAAAUACAAUUCAAAUGAAAGUCAGCAGCACGUGCAGGCGCAAAUUCGUGCGGAAAUGGCGACGUUCUCGCCGCCCCAGGACAAAUAUUUAGCCUAUUUACCGUCAUACUCGCCAACUUUUAGUGGCAAUGGAAGAUUAUUAACUGAGAUGAAACGUGUGGCAGCCAACGUACCAUUAGAUGCAAUUGAUUUAAAUCGGUAUCAGGUCAACGAGCCGACGGGCAAGAACUCAAAUUCACUGGAAGCAUGGGAGAGUGCAGUCAAGCAGCUGCAAACGGUGGUAGAACAUCAAAGCAAUCGGGUAGUAAAUCUAGAAUUGCAACAAGGCUAUGGUACCAAGCUUUUAAAAGUCCGUGCGGCCAUAUUGGACGGGAUGAACGCACAGUACGAACAUGCGAUUCAAGCGAAUAAAAUGGUCGUAGACAAGGUAAAUCUAAUGCGACAGCAGGAACAAACGCGGAAUGCCAUGAAACUCAAGAAUUACCAAAGCCGGUAUUACGAGCUACUAGCUAAAAAUGUGGCUAUUAAACGGGCAUGUGAAGUUGAGCAAUUACGGCAACGCAAAAAGAUCAAAACAGCGUUAAGUGAGUCAGAUGUAGACAUCAUUACUUGA
Plasmopara halstedii is the source of this 687-nucleotide messenger RNA. Its product is annotated as pre-mrna-splicing factor spf27-like. The record is from RefSeq and is a predicted model, not a curated record. The coding region runs from base 1 to 687 and encodes 228 amino acids. Gene Ontology annotation, biological process: mRNA processing. Gene Ontology annotation, cellular component: precatalytic spliceosome; catalytic step 2 spliceosome; Prp19 complex. The transcript is spliced from 2 exons. Lineage: Eukaryota; Oomycota; Peronosporomycetes; Peronosporales; Peronosporaceae.